AUGAGCUUCGUGCUCGAUCAGAUCCGGCGGAUCGAUACGCAACUCGAUCGACUCCAACUCGCCGACUUGCCAGCGCGGUCAGUUUCGGUAAACGCUGAACAACAUGUCACACCGCCGAAACGGGUUGUUGCGUUACAAGCUGCGAUUCGAGGUCUCAGUCCUGGAUCGAGCGAUAGCAGGAGUUUACACAGAGUGGGACAUAUCCAGACGUUGUUGGGCACGUUGAGUGACAAGGCUGAGGCGACGGCGAGGGUAGAAGAUGAUGGGGUAGAGGCUAGAGAUGAGUUCGAGGCGGAAUUGGAGUGGCUCCUUGUUUCCAAAGCGACGACGCAGAUUUACGGACAUGUUCUGAGCAGUAUUCUCGAUCAAGCGGUACGAUUGAGUGAUGAUAUAUGGUACUGGGAUGAAGUGCUUGGGUCGCAGCGGUAUACGGCGCUGUAUAGUAUACAGACCUCCCCGCUGAGACUGUACGAUUGGGGCAGCAAGGUCUGGGAAGACGUCAAAGCACGAGGAGGAGACUUUAGUAUACGAGGUGUGGGCCAAGAUGCUAGUGAUACAGUCACAGACCGGUGGAAGCAGUUUUAUGGACUGGUCAGGCAGGUGGUGCGGGAAAAGAGCGUGAAAGAGGUGCAUAAGCAGAUGAUCAGCCCAGUCACGAGGAUAAGAGCUGAGGUGAGGAAGAAACAAGCUGCGUUGAAGAAAGUGCGGACGAGGAAUGCGAAUGCUCUGGGGGUGUUGUUGGGCGAAGGGCUAGCGAACGAGAGUGUUCAUGGCGAGGGUCUGGCAAGUCCACACGGAGAGCAAGACGUGCAACACAAAUGGAAAGCAAGCGUCGCGAGGAACGUAGCGUUAAUGGAGGCAGUCCUUGCUAAGAUCAACGACCUAGAAACUCCCGUGGACAAAUUCGACUCGGCAGUAGCAGAGCUAACAGACGACGACCCCCUCUACGCCGUCGAAUCCCACGACCUCGCGAUCCAGCCCCAAGCAGUCGCCGAGCGACUCUCGCGCAUGCUUGUCCUCGGGCUAGGCCAAUACACCAGCACCUCCCAGAACUUCGUCCACCAACACGGUAAACCAUCCCGCUACGUCCGGUACUGGCUUCCCAUAACAGCAGGGCUCCUUUCCUCAACCACGAUCCUCCGGAUCCUCGUCAAUCGCCAAACUGAGAUAUUACAAUACGUCCAAGACCUCGGCGCAACGGUCGUAGAUUUCUGGCAAAACUGGGUCCUCGAACCAACCCGAAACGUCAUCAAGACAAUCCGCCACGACGAAGGCAGCGAAAUCAGCAUCAUGUCCAAACGAUCCCUCGAAGGCGACCGCGAUAGCCUGGAACGAAUGGUCGUCGACUUCGCCGUUGACAAUCCUCAAAACGCCACAUCCUCCGGCUCAGCACUCACAGACGGGGAGAUUGCAGACAUACGCGCGAAAGUCCGCGAGGGCGAUUUGACGCCUGUGCUGAAGGCUUAUGAGAAGGAUCUGACGAGUCCGCUGAAGGGGGCUGUGAGGGGGAAUUUGAUCCGGGCGUUGUUGAUUCAGAUUCAAAAGACGAAGGUUGAUGUGGAGGUUGCUAUGGGUGGGAUUGAUUCCCUCCUGAAAUCACAGGAACUGCUCAUUGGGUUUAUAUCCCUAACCCCCGGCCUGUUGGUAUCUUACUUCCUCACGACCUGGGCGCGACAGUCCCUCUCGACGAAACAUUCCACCCGCGCACAGAGGAAGCAGGGCAAGAUGCUGCGACAAUUGAGGAAUAUCGACCGUAUCCUGACGAAUGCGACGCCGACGGAGUAUGGCGAGUUGCUGUAUCGGGAUCAGGGGUUGCUGCUGUGUGAGGUUCACGUCCUGCGGCAGGCGGCGCAGAAGGUUAUGCCGGGUCAGAUUUUCAAGGAGUUUGGCGAGGAGGCGGAGGAGAUGUGUGAUGUGCGGGUUGGGGUGGAGAGGCAGAGACGGGUUGCGGAACGGGUGCGGUGGGCUUAUGGGAGGUGGGUGGCUUGA
Fulvia fulva is the source of this 1989-nucleotide messenger RNA. Its product is annotated as Nuclear control of ATPase protein 2. The transcript has a single exon. NCBI's taxonomy places the organism in Eukaryota, Fungi, Ascomycota, Dothideomycetes, Mycosphaerellales, Mycosphaerellaceae. The record is from RefSeq and is a predicted model, not a curated record. The coding region runs from base 1 to 1989 and encodes 662 amino acids. Gene Ontology annotation, cellular component: mitochondrial outer membrane.